Molecule: messenger RNA, 1917 nt
Organism: Mercenaria mercenaria
Lineage: Eukaryota; Metazoa; Mollusca; Bivalvia; Venerida; Veneridae
Exons: 3
Coding region: 156-737 (193 amino acids)
Source: RefSeq, a predicted model, not a curated record
UUAUGUAGAGCCGUUAUUACAGCAAGCAAAAUACAUUCACGUUUUAUUUUUUGUUACAUAACGGUUUAUAAUAUCACUGCGUAUCGAAAUUUUAGAUUUUAGUAAGUGAAAAACAGGACGUAUUUAAAUGUUCAUGUUCAGUAAUAACUUUAAAUAUGGGACACUAUCAACAUUGUAAAUCUCCUUGUCGCGGAAUAGUUCAGGACUUUUUACAGUCCGCUCCGUGCCCUCCGCCAAUGUUAAGCCACCGUGAGUUUCGUGUACACGCGCUCAGCAGAAAUCUAACUCACCUGGAUAUAUGCAGUAUUUCGCUGAAGUGCAGACCAGCAGACCCUGAUGUAGAGGAAGACUGUAGAGUAGGAUCAGCUCGAUCUCCGUAUGCUAUAAUCAUCAUUAUUGUGGUGUGUGCUGUUUCCGUUCUUGCUGUUACAUUUUUCAUAAUCCAGUUUGUGUUGAAUAGAAGGCAGGAAAAGAAAAGUAAGCAACAUGACGACGUUCAAGAUCAACCAUUUGAUAGUGCAGGUAACCUGGACGACCGAAGUCCUGCAUCUGAUAUCCAAAUGACAGAAAACAGAGUUGAUGGUGAAGAACACAAUAGAAGAAAAGGCAGUGAUAGUUACGACGGCAAUAAGAGUAAUGAUAAAGAAACAGAAUCCGAUAUUAAAACUUCAAAUGUAUUAGAGCUUUCCCAUUAUUCUGAUGAAGAAAGUUCGACACUGUAUUGUACCAAACUAUGAUACAGUCGCAGCUAUUUUUUUGAAUAAUGAAAAUCUACUGUGAUAAUGAGGUGGGGUUUAUAUCAUGUAAAGUAUAUGUACUAAUGACUGAUGAAAUGUAAAUAGUAAUGUUUUAAAGUAAUACCGAAUUUACUAAAUUUGACGCGCAUAGACACUGAAUCAGUUGAAGUCGUCAGUGAUGAGCAGUUAAAAUGUGGAAAUGCUCAAAAUUAAAACUGCUGGACACUACUUUUUGUGUGGAGUACUGGUAGGCAUAUUUACGAAGCAUCGAGGCAGAAACUUUGAUUUAAGAUGAUAGACAGUUUCCAGAACCACUAAAAGCUAACAAUAGAUCAGACGUUUAUAUGUUAGUUGGAAAGAAUUUACAGAGGUAAACUGGUAUUUUAAGCAUAUUGUUUAAUGGUAAUCAAAUACACGUUAUCAAAUUCUAGUACAAACCACUUUUAACUGGUGUCUUUAGAUACUAAAACCCUGCCUUUCUAUAGUUUUACUGAUCGGUAUAAAACGACAAAAUAAUUGUGGUUCUACGGAUGAUUGUUCGUUUGGCUAUAUUCUUAGACAUUUCUCGAACUCCACUCAAUGAGUGCACUCAAAUAAAUUGCCUUACUCAGGAAGGAUUUUAUUUGUAUUCAUAAUGGUGAAUGACGGAUGAGGUCCUGUUUCUCAAAGUUCAUAAUGCAAGUUUAGAUAAUAAAUUUACACUAUAUUAAUUCAUUUGAAGGUAAGAUAAUAGUGUCAUGUAUGUAUUUGAAGCGAUAGUACAUAUUUGUGUAAGGUAUUUUGGAAAAAAGAGACACUAGUAUUAUAUUCGUUUUCAACACAUUCUGAUUAGGACAACGAAAAAAACAUAGAAGCAAACUAUUUGAAAAUGGAUAUUGGCUGUCGAAACUUAGUCGAACGGGACACCUCAGUCACUCCUAGAAGCACACGUCGUAGUAACAAAUAUUUACAUAAUUAUCGGUUAAUUAUCGGUUAAUUCAUGCUGAAAAAUAUAAUUAUUCCCUCCAAUUUAAUGUGUCAUUAAGAAAACCUGUAUUUAUUAAAUCUCUAUUGAAUGACAUCGGAAACAUUUAUUUUAUAAAUGAUACAGUUGUAAUAACUGAAAUUUACGCUAGCUUGUUUUCGGGAAACCCCAAGAAUUAAUGGCACGAUUAUACUUCAGUUGUAAAAAUAAAUUUCA